Messenger RNA from Plasmodium berghei ANKA, 3978 nucleotides. RefSeq names its product sporozoite surface antigen MB2, putative. Gene Ontology annotation, molecular function: GTP binding; GTPase activity; nucleic acid binding. The coding region runs from base 1 to 3978 and encodes 1325 amino acids. The transcript has a single exon. Lineage: Eukaryota; Apicomplexa; Aconoidasida; Haemosporida; Plasmodiidae. The record is from RefSeq and is a predicted model, not a curated record.
AUGUUUAUAAUUGUUUAUGUAAAUAAUAUUUAUUUGUUUUCUUUUUUUUAUGAUGAAGUAAUGUCUUAUAAGUUUAGGCUUUUUUUAGCUAUAUGGCCGCUAUUAUGGUUUAUAAUAAUAUUAACAAAAAUAAAACAAUGUUUUUGUAUAAAUUUGAAAAAAGAAAAAUUGAAUUAUAUUUCCCAUAAUAAUUAUGUUAUAACAAAAAGCAGUAAAUACAAAAUCGGGAAACUUAGAAAAAACAAAAAUCAUUAUUUCACUCGAAAUACAAUACAGAAUAAUUUUUUAAAACUUUUUAACAAACUAAAUACAUUGAAUAAUAAAAAUGUCAUAUCAAAUAAUUUCCCACUUUAUUAUUUUAACCCUUCAAGUAUUUUUUUAUAUCAAAAUUAUGAAAAAAUAUUAGAAAAUAAAGAAUCUUUAUACAAAUGGAGUCACAAAAAUGAUAAAAGAAAAACAGAUAUAUAUUUAUCUGAUGACAAAAAUAAAAGAAAAAUACAAGUAAAGUCAAAAAAUGAUAAUGAAAAAUUGGAGAAAAAAAAAACUAAUAAAAUAGUGGAAAAAGAUAAGAUUAGUGAAAAUAAAAAAAAAAAUCCAGAAUCGUAUAGCAUUAAUCAAAAAGAAGAUAAUACAAAAAGUGAAAUGAAUAAUGAUCAAAUCGAAAGUAAUAUAAAUAAUAAUACUGAUAUAAAAAAAAAACGGAAUAACCCCAAAAAUACAGAUGGAACCAAACUAAACUUAGAGGAAAUAAAUUACACAAAAGAAAGAAAAUUAAUCGGAAAAAAAAAUAAAGAAAAUGUGUCUUAUACUUUAGAAAAAUCGAGUAAUGGAAUAAAAGAAUGUGUUUAUACAUCCUCGAUUAAUAACAAUAAUUUAUACAAAAAUAAUGAAAAAAAAGAAACGAAAUAUAUUUCUAGAAAUAACAUAUCAAACAAUAAUCAGUAUUCUGAGCAAAUAAAAGAAUCUAAUAUUGGAAAAUGUUUUGAAGGCUAUGUAUGCUCCGUUAAUGAAGAAGCAGCAUAUAUAAAGAUUUUUGAUUUAAAUAGUUUUGGAAUAUUAUUUAAAAACAAAUCUAAUUUAGGAAAUGAUGUAGAAAAUAUGAAUAGUUAUUUUAAAAUAAACCAAAAAGUUACUGUUAAAAUAUUGGGUGCAAAUUUAAAAAAAAAUAUAUAUUAUUUAGGAAAUAUAAUAAAAUAUAAUAAAGAUAUAAUAUUAGAAAAAGGAGAUCAAUCAAAAGGUUUGAUAACAAAAAUAUGUGAAUCUUAUUGCUUUAUUAAAAUAUUAAAAAAUGGAAGUGUAGGUUAUUUGCAUAGAUCAAAAUUAAAAUUUCUCGGAAAUUAUAUUUUAAACAAAACAGAAAAUAUAAAUAAUAAUGUCCAAAAAAAUGACUCAAAUUUUGAAUCACUUUUAGAUAUGAAAAACUUAGAGAUGCAAAGUAAACUAACAAAAUCAAUACAGUUUCAAAACAUAUUUAAAAUAUGGGAUAUAAUAGAUGUAGAAAUAUUAUCUAAGUCUGAACAUAAUUUUAGUUCGAGUUAUAUUUUAACUAUACCAACAGAAACUAACACAUUCAAACGGGUUCUAGAAUAUGUUCAAUCUACUUACAAAAAAAGUAUAAUAAAUUCAAUGUAUUCAGAUAUUAAACAAGAAAAUUUAACAAAUACAUGCCCAAAGGGAAUCCUAAAUGAACAGACUCAAAAUAAUUUAGAAGAAUUUACUUGUACUGACAGAAAAGAUACAAUUUUAAACAAUUCACAUAAUUAUAUUAAUAUUCAAAAAAAAAAAAAAAAUAAUAAAAUUAUUUACAAUUUAGAAGAUGAUAAAAUACAAAUGAAAAAAGAAAGAGGAAAAAUAAAUGGCAACUUUGAAAAUUCAGUAAAAAAAAAAAAAAAAAAAAAGGAUAAAGGUAAAGAAACAUUAACAAGAACAUAUCAACUGCCUAGUAAUAGUAAUAAUAACAAUGUUAUCAAUUUGUCUAUGUUUUCAAAAAUGAUUAAAAUAUCACCAUCUUCUUUAAAAAAAUUUUUCAUGAUAAAUGAAAAAAAAGAAUUUAGUUUUAAUUCUGAAUUAACUUUAGAUCAAAUAAAAAAGGCUUGUGAUUAUUUUGAGAUUCAGGACAAUUUAAUAUUACCAGUUAUAGCCAAUAAAAAAACGAAUGGACUUAAAAAUAGUGAAAAUACAAAUCGUUUUGAUAAUAUUUCAAUAAAUACGAUUGAAAGUUGUUUUGAUAAAAAUAAUAACUCCAAUGUGAUAGCAUGCUCGAAUAAUAUUAGUUUGAAAAGAAACGGUGGGGAAGACAUAGACAAUAAAUCGAUAAAAAAUAAAAAUAUAGAAGAAAAAGAAAAAAAAAGAAAUAUAGUUGUCACAUUUAUAGGUCAUAUUAAUCAUGGAAAAACAUCUUUAUUUGAUUAUAUUUGUAAAACAAAUGAAAGAAAUAAAGAACAUGGAUUAAUAACACAAAAUAUAAGAGCUUUUAAAGCAAAUUUAAACGAUAAUUCUGUUUGUACAUUUAUAGAUACACCAGGGCAUGAAGCUUUUAUUCCUAUAAGACAAAGAGGCAUUCAAAUUUCAGAUUUAAGUAUAUUAGUUAUAUCAGCAGAUGAAGGUAUUCAAGAACAAACUAUAGAAUGUAUAAAACUGAUAAAAGAAUUAAAUAUAAAAAUUAUAAUUGCCAUAACAAAAACAGAUAUUCCAAAUGUUGAUGUAGAUAGAAUAAUAAACGAUUUAUUAUAUUAUGAUAUAUCCACUGAAAUGAAUGGUGGUGAAAUUCAAGUAGUUGAAUGUUCUAUAUAUAAAGAAGAUUCUAUAAAUAAAUUGUUAGAUGCAAUAUAUUUAGAAUCCGAAUUUAUUGAUUUAUCUAUAAAAUAUAAUGAAAAUGCAGAAGGAGUAGUAUUAGAUUCAUAUAUUGGUAAAAAUGGUAUUGUUUCAAUUAAUUUAUUACAAAAAGGAAUAUUAAAAUUAAAUGACAAUUUCUAUACUGGAUCAUCUUAUGGAAAAAUAAAAGUUUUAAAAAAUUAUAUGAAUAAAAAUGUAAAAUAUGCACAUCCUUCUGAUCCAGUUGUAAUUAUAGGAUAUAAUAAAAAUUCUAUUCCUAUUGCUGGAAAUAAAUUUCAUGUAGUAGAAUCUGAAACAAUUGCAAAAGAAAUUUCUGAACAUAAUAAGGAUACAAUUCUAAGUUCACAAAUUAAUGAUUUUAAUUAUUCAAUGGCAAUACUUGAUAAAUAUAAAGAUAUGAUCAUAAAUCCUGAGAUAAAAAACAAAAAUGACAUUAAUGGUGAAAAUAAUGUAGAAACUCAAUUGGAUAAUGAAAAUGGUAAUAUAAUUGAAAAAAAUAUUGAAGAAAAUGAAAAUAAAUUAAAGGAUAUAUAUAUAAAUUAUUUUAUUAAAUGUGAUAAACAAGGAACUAUAGAUAUUUUAAAAAAUUCAAUUCUAAAGUUGUCUAAAGAAGAUACUAUAUAUAGAAUUCGAAAUAAAAUUAUAUAUGCAAAUAUUGGAGAUAUUUCAUUAAGUGAUAUAAAUUAUGCACUUAGCUUUAAUGCUAUUAUUAUAGGAUUUAAUGUUAAAAUAGCUAAAAAUAUAAAAAAUGGAAAAAGUUCGAAAAAUAAUUUAAGUUCCCAAUUUAUUUUUUCAAAUGUUCUAUAUGAAUUAAUAGAACAAAUUGAAAAUGAAAUGAUCAAACGAUUAAGCAAAAAACCAACUGGAAAAUAUAUAGGAAAAGCUAAAAUUUUGAAAAUUUUUAAUUUAUCUAAAUUUGGAAAAAUAUCAGGAUGUAUUGUUAUUAAUGGUACUAUUAAAAAUAAUAGUAAUGUCAGAAUAUUGAGAGAUGGUAAUGUUAUAUAUGUUGGAAAAAUUAUAUCUCUAAAAGUUUUGAAAAAUGAAAGAAGUCAAGUAAAUCAGAAUGAAGAAUGUGGAAUAGCUUUUGACAAUUUUACUGAUUUUAAUACAUGUGAUAUUAUUGAAGCAUACGAAGAAAAUUAA